Molecule: messenger RNA, 525 nt
Organism: Rhizophagus irregularis DAOM 181602=DAOM 197198
Lineage: Eukaryota; Fungi; Glomeromycota; Glomeromycetes; Glomerales; Glomeraceae
Source: RefSeq, a predicted model, not a curated record
AUGUCAGACACUCUUGAUACACUUGCUUCCGCUUCCAUUUCCACUACUGGAAAUGCAAUGUUAGCGGAAGAAAUUAAAAAAUAUAAAACGGAGGAGAUUGUUAACUUCUUGAGUAAGCAAGAGGACUUGGAAAAUAAUUCGCAAGCAAAGGUUAAUGUCUGUGACUUCCUUAAAACGAGCAUGGAGCGAUUUCUUAGCUAUGGAAUACCUGGUGGUCUGCUUCGAGACUCGCAGACUUUACCAAGUAGUAAUCGAAAUGGACCUUACCUUAGAACCCACUUUGAAGUCGUUGGUGAAGAAAAUACCGGCCAUGUUGAUUAUGAGAUCAAGGCUUUCGAGAGGUUUAUCUUAUCAUGGAAGGGAAAUCACAUGAGGUGGGAUUUGAAUCUGAUCCAAUGCGAGAGUGCGUUGCAAAUUAACAAGACAGAUAAUGACUUCAAGGACGAAUUCGACUAUAUUUAUGGAAGACAUACCGCUUGGCGAGUUUGCCUUGAAAAAGGAUUCGGGGAAAAAAAGUAUUGGUAA